AUGUCAUUUAAUCGCAUCGCCAUCUACGGCCACCGUGGCUGGGCCAGCUCCGCCAUCGUCGCUGCUCUUAUUGACUCAGGUGCCCCUAUCAAAAUACUCUACCGACCUGGCUCGGAUGUGUCGAACAUACCAGAUACAGUGGAAACCAUUGAGGUUGAUCUAGCAGAUCAAGAAAGAGUGGUUGAUGUGCUGAGGGAUGUUGAUAUCGUCAUUUCGCUAGUCGGCCACGAAGGCGUCACCCUCCAGCACCAACUCGCAACCGCAAUUCCCAAAACAAAUGUCCAGUUAUUCGUCCCCUCAGACUUAGCAGCUCGGUACGACGAGCAAGGUCUCCGGGUCCCCGUGAAUAGGGCUAAAAGCGAGGUGGAAGCUGCUGCGCGCGACGCUGGGAUUCCGGUAACGGUUGUUUUGGUGGGUAAUUUUGCGGAAUUUGCGGCGAUGGGAAUUGAUAUACGGAACAACCGUAUGAUUUUCACGGGGGAUAGUGCAAAUCAACCUGUUAAUCUCUGCACCCGCCCCUACGUCGCCUCUGCCUACGCCUCCAUCUUCGCGACAACCCCAAUCACCACCCUCCAAAAUCGCACCUUAGCCCUAUCCGAACUAACCCCCACAGGUGCCCAAAUCGCUGCCUCCCUAUCCCAGAAACAUUCCUCGCGAACGAAAACCACAACCGAGACACUCGCUUCCAUAAACCAGAAGAUUGAAACCGGGUUGGAGGCUGGUAUGCCUAUUGUUUUGGCGUAUUAUUGUCGGAAGAUUUGGGGGACGGGCGAGCAGGGGGGUAUGGCUUGGGGGGGUGGUGAUGUUUGGGAUGUGAAAGGGUAUGAGAAGGCUGAUGUUGAGGGAUUGGUUGGUGGAGGGUUGUUGGGGGCGUACAGGGAUAUGCCGCCGACUGUGGGGAAGUUUUUCGGGAAGGAGUUUGAGGGGUGUCGGUAG
Molecule: messenger RNA, 936 nt
Organism: Aspergillus ruber CBS 135680
Lineage: Eukaryota; Fungi; Ascomycota; Eurotiomycetes; Eurotiales; Aspergillaceae
Product: NmrA-like family protein
Exons: 4
Coding region: 1-936 (311 amino acids)
Source: RefSeq, a predicted model, not a curated record